Messenger RNA from Acanthaster planci (crown-of-thorns starfish), 4952 nucleotides. RefSeq names its product replication protein A 70 kDa DNA-binding subunit-like. The record is from RefSeq and is a predicted model, not a curated record. Gene Ontology annotation, biological process: DNA replication; DNA repair; DNA recombination. Gene Ontology annotation, cellular component: nucleus. Lineage: Eukaryota; Metazoa; Echinodermata; Asteroidea; Valvatida; Acanthasteridae. Gene Ontology annotation, molecular function: DNA binding.
GCGCCAUGCGUAUGUCAUUGCACAAACGAUGGCGCGAGAUUGAUGCCUGGUGAAGUGCAAGUACUGGCUGAAGUUUUUGUGGCGUAACUUUCUCUGCAAUUCAUAGGCUUACAGACUUUGUUGCAAAACAACAUGAGCGUUCAACUUUCGUCUGGAGCGUUAGAGGCAAUCAAUGAUGGUGCACAGAUAGACAAGCCUGUGUUCCAGCUUUUGGCUUUGAAGAAGCUGAACCCCACUGCUGCCACCAACAAUUCUGUUGAUCGCUACAGAAUACUUCUUUCUGAUGGAGUGCACAAUAACACAGCCAUGCUGGCAGUGCAGCUGAAUCAGAUGGUGACAGAUGGUCAGCUGGAGCCCAACACAGUCAUUUGCCUGGAUCGUUAUGUCUGCAAUAAGCUGCCUGGGAACAGACGCGUAGUGAUCAUCCUGGAAUUGACUGUAGCAGCACCUGCUGGUCAGGUUGGCGGUAAGAUUGGCAAUCCGGUCGCCUUGCCUCUGGGUGGUGCCACAGGUGCCAACGGGCAACAGGCACCGGCGCCCCAACGACCUCUGCAACAGCAACAGGCAAUGAGAGCUGGAGCAUCUCCAAUGUCAGUGGCUAAGGCUAACAGUUUCCCUGGUGCCGGCAGUAACUUCAGCAGGCAGCCCCAGGGAAGCUUCGGAGGGCCCGGCCCGUCUUCAGGCAUGAUGAGCCCACCCAAGCAAGCGCAGCCAAUCAGCAGCCUGACCCCCUAUCAGAACAGGUGGACCAUCAAGGCUCGUGUCUCCAGUAAAUCUGCCGUUCGUACCUGGAGCAACUCAAGAGGAGAAGGCAAGUUGUUUUCCAUGGACUUGUGCGACCAGUCCGGUGAGAUCAGAGCCACCGCCUUCAAGGAUCAGUGUGACAAAUUCUUUGACCUGAUCGAAGUCGGAAAGGUCUAUUUCUUCUCCCGUGGCACCCUGAAGACGGCCAACCGUCAGUACACUUCCAUCACCAAUGACUAUGAGAUGACUUUCAACAAUGAUACAACAGUGGUCCCGUGUGAGGAAGAAGAUGACUCCAUUCCCACAAUGCAGUUUGACUUCCGUUCGAUCAACCAGCUGGAAGAAAUGAACAAGGACGCCAUUUUGGAUACCACAGGCGAAGAAGCAGCCGUUACUUCCUCGACCAUUGCAGCCAAACCAACUGCCACUGUGACGCCUGUACCUGUUCUUGUGCCAACCACCUCAAGCCAAGCUCAAGGUCCACAGAUUCAACCACCAGUCCAAGGCCGUCCUGUAGUUUUCAUCCGGCCCACGUCAGACGGAGCUGGCCCUAAUCAGCAGAUGCUCCCGGGAUAUCCUGUUUUCACCUCUCAACGGUUCCCAGCACCUGGCAUGACCCAACAGACAUUUGCAUUCCCUGGAGCUACUCCAAUGAUCCGCGUUGUGCAGCAUCACAGCAGCAUGCCAGAUGCCAGGGGUCCCCCACGACCCGCUACCCCCACAACAACAUCGACAGUGACUGUCACAACAUCAGGCACAACAGCCACCUCCACUUUAGCUGGCCCUGCCCAGGGGUUUCAGAUACACUUCCAUCACCGUCCGGGGUACCCUCCACAACCUGUGAUCCGUUUGAUUCAGGAUACACCACCACCCCGUCCGGGGGUCCACAGAUGCAUGCAUGUCCAUCAUGGACAGCCGGUGUUUAGAACCCCGACUCCAGCCACUGCUCCUCAAACCACAACAGCUCCACCCACAAGAACCCACAUCUCAGCUCCGCCCCCAAGUAAUCCAUCAGCACCACCUACAGCAGCUGCGACAGCAGCCGCAGCAGCAAGACAGCCAUCCCAUGGAACCCACUCAGCAAAAUCAGCACAGUCUCCACCCCUCUCUGAGAGGAAGCCAGAAGCCGAAAUACACAGGCCAGAACUGGCAGAGUUGGCGCAACGCAUCCAUAACUUAUCAGCUGAUGUGAAAACCAUUAAACCUGGCAGUCGGGGAGUACCCUUGGAUCCCAGAGAGAAGCAGCGCAGAGAAGCUGCUGAGGCCAGCAAUGCCAGGAGGAAGGAAAUUAAGGCCAAGGUCAAGACCCUUCGAGCAGAAAAUGUCUCAGCAGCUUCUGAGAUUAUCCAGGAUUCAGAUUCCAUGAACCUACCAGCACCUGAUGAUGAAGCUUUAGGGAUCAGCAGCACCAGCAGCAAUGAGUCCACUCGGCGGCGCAAACGACGGAAGCGAGUCAAGCAACAGUCACCAGCCCUUGGUGAAGCUGAGCAGAGCAUUGUUACUGAAGGUCCUGCCCAAACAUCAGAUGCAAGGAAGGAGAAAUCCACACUUGUUGAUAGUGCAAAGUCAGGAGGCCAGACAGAGUCUGCAUCCGAUUCAAAGCCUGAUGCUGAGGAUGAGCCGGCACAUGAUUCUGAUGACAGUACCAGCUCUGAAUCUGACCAUGAAGAAGCAACCAAUACUGAACAGAAGCAAAAAGAUCCUAAUCUGACGAGAACAAGCACAGAAACAACCCAUCCUGUUCCUGUCGGGCCAAGUUUACCUGAGGGUUUUCAUGACUCAGAUAACGAACCCGAAACUGCAGGUGAUACCCCUCUCAACUCACAUCCUAACAAUGAGAACCAAGAUAAUGCCUUUCCCCAGAGUACGAAAGAUCAAAAGGAUUCUCAAGUCAGUCAAGAAUCACCAACAGAAGCCAUUGCAGAUCAUGCAUCAGCUAACCACUCGACCAGGCAGCCAUCAGCUGAUAUGACUGGAAUGGAGAAAACAGGAGAACCUGGUGCUAAUCUUGAAAACCAACUUGCUCCCAGUUCUGAACUUGAACAACAGACCAGGUCCAAAGAAGUGACAGAAACUAGAUCCUGUUAUGAUGGAAAUAACCAUUCUGGCACGGAAAGCCAACAUGGAGCAGCUGCAAUAGUGCUAGACCAGAAAGCCACCUGCAUUGACACAGCUGAUGUUGGAGUCCAACCUAAGCUCAGUGAAAGUUCAAAAGAGAUCAAACAAGAGAGAAGUGGGCAUCUUUCUGGAUCAAAAACAGCAAGCCCAGAAGUAAUGUCAUCCCAAAGUACACAAUCAAAUGCAAGCAUGGAAUCCUCAAAUAAAAUCACAAUCUACACAGAAGCAGAAAUGGGAUCGGGGUCAAGCGAUGCCUCACAAAAUAAUUUGGAAGUCAAACCAAAAUCAAGUAGAAGUACUGUGUUUAAAACUUCAACCACCAGAGGAGUUGAUGGAGUCCCUAUCCCAAGUUCUCUGCCAGACACAGAUGUUGCUAGAACUCACAGACCACAGCAACAUUUGCAGACUUUGUCCACAUCCUUGACUUCAUCUUCAGAACAACACAUUCUACGAGGUGAAAGUGAAGAGCUGCAGAGAGAUCAAAUUGACGUUGAGCACAAGCAACUUGCUCUCGAACGGAAAUGCCUCAACUGUGAGCGUCGAAACCUCCUGCUCAAGGAAGAAAGACUUCAGAUUGAGCAGGAUCGUCUCCAAGCAGAGCGGGACAGGCUGCAGGCUCUGCAAGAGCAAGUACAGCUGCAGCGAGACCAACUGGAAUUGGAUAGGACCCGAUAUGAACUGGAACGGGAACACCUGGAGGUCAACCGUGAACGUCUCCAAGUUGAGCGCAAUCACCUUCAACAGGAGGAGCAACGUGGUGAGGACUCCAAGAUGAUUCUGCAGAGCCUGCAGGAGAUAAGCCAGACACUCCAGAUGUCCGUUAAUCUCUCUCUCCAAGGCUACGGCUUUCCAAUGUCGUAUGAAGUGAACGACAGAGGUGCAACUGCUGUCACUGAGGAGUACUUGCAGCCACAGAGCUUCUUGCAAGUGGAGUCACAAGAGAUGUGGCCAGCCGAGGAGACAGACAUUCCAGGAGGAGGAGCCGUUGGUGGGGGAACAUUUUACUCGGAGGGAGAGAUCUCAGGAGACGAGUGGACAGUUGUUGGAAGAGCAAGGGGAUCAUCCAGUCACCGAGAAAGUUCGCGAUCUGCAGGCCAAGAUCAGUGGGUAGCUGACAGCACAGUUACAUCUCAAAGUUCUGUGGAUACUCUGGCCCAAGGCAGUAGGCCCCCUGAGUUGGCUGCACCAAGUCCAGAUGUGACUCAUGGUUCAACACAGCAAGUGCAAAAUUUAACAAAAACUGGAAGUUCUAAAGAAGCUAGUGGAAUGCAGAAGGGUGAAAAGUCCAGCUUUGGGCAGAAAUCAAGUGGAGAUCGGAGUUUGUCACCUGUGCAUGGAUUGAGUAGUAUGCAGGAACGACAGAGAACGAGAAAUAACCCAAAUCGAAGAAAUCAUCGACAAGGACGACCCUCAGACAAUCGAAGAUGGCAUGAUCGAAGGAACUGGAAGCCAAACGAUUCAAGAAAUGAACCCAAAAAGUAAAACAAAAGUCUCAAUGUCAAUCUUUAUGUGACGGUGUGUUUCGUCAAACUGAAUUCAUUUUGUCAGUUUAUCAAGUUUUCUUUUGUAAUUUUAUUUUCCUGAUUUUUUUUAAGAGCUAAUUUAUAAUUAUAUGUAGAAAAAUGUUGGUACAGCCUUGCAUAAGGAUUUGCAUUGCUUGUAAAGGUUGCAGGAUUUAGUAAGGGGCUAACAUAAAAUGGAAAUUUUAUCUUUGUGUGACAGCCCAAGGUGCUUUAUCUCAGAAAGAAAUAUCAAAUUUGCAAAACUUGCAAAAGGCUACUCUUCUCUGAUGCAAAAAAUUGUAUAUAGGUCUCUCAAGCAAGAAGUGGUUAUUGAAUAUCUUACAUUGUAGCUGAUUUUUGGUCUCAUUUUCAACUUAGCAGUCAUUGUAUGCAUUAUCAUGGUAAGCUACACACUCUAUUCAUGACAAAAGAUACAAGUAGAUGCUGGAAGAAGAUUCUUGUCAUACUUUUUAUAUUGAUCAGUUGAUGAAGAAUUUUAAGCUAUGUAGACAACAUAGUGUACAUUUUAUUCAUUUGUGGGUACUUCCAGAAAUUAGGGGUCCAUUUUCUUUCCUGACUCUGCCACAU